GCCUCCUCCGAGUGUCGAGUACCACUGCCCGUGUCUCUCGCGGACUACCGUGCCGCCCCCACCCCAUUUAGCGUCUUCAUCUCACGACUUUCAUCCUCUGCACGCACUCUUCUUUUGCGAAGAAUGCGACGCAGUUCGCUGCAAUCGAUGCGUUUCGGUCGAAGUGAGCGGAUACUAUUGCCCAAACUGCUUGUUCGAGGUGCCGAGUGCCAGUGUGCGCGCAGAGAAGAACAGAUGCGCUCGGAAUUGCUUCAUGUGUCCCAACUGCCGAAACACGCUAUCCGUCGUGCCAUCUGAUCCUCCCGAGUCUACCGAUGGUCGAACGCCAGUCCCAAUCAGCACCGUUGGAGAGCCUCCUUUCUUUCUCUACUGUAAUCACUGUCGAUGGGACUCGGCUGAGGUUGGGAUCACCUUCGAGAAACCGACAGGCCUGGCCGCGCAGCUGCAGAAGUUCGAGGACUCUGCACCGGAGUCGCUGGAAUUCGAGAGGCUCAAGGAGCAUUUUGAACCAGUGAUACGUGCAUCAUCACUUUCUUCGUCUACAACAAACGCCCCUGCCUCUGGCAGCGGAGCCCACUCACAUCAUCGUACCAAUUCUAUCACAGCCGCUGCAUCUGCCGCUAUCGCCCGUGACGUCCCCGGCGUCGGCAAAUACAAUCCUUUGGCCCGUGGAAGCGGCAGGGUGGGCGGCGGUGGCGCGACCAAGGACAAGUCGGUGAAUCGGGACGAGAUGCCGGAUUAUCGCAGUCGGGUGGACAUCUCGACGGCUAGUGGCCUCGGGGCAGGGGGUGGUGAUCUCGACAUGGAAUACAUGCGGCGACUGGAAGAUGUGGCUGAAGUGGCAAGCCUGGAGCAGAGAUGGGGUGCGAGCUGGGCCACAUCGCUGCGGACUGAUGACUUACGACCGCUGAGGAUACCUCUUCACUCCAAGCGAUCUAAACGGUGUCCCGCCUGCGCCCACAUUCUCAUCAAACCAGAGCAGAAAGCUCAGUCUGUUCGUUACAAGAUCAAACUAGUCGCAUCCAACUACCUGCCCGCGAUCACUGCUCUGCUCCCGCAUCAGAGCGCCACUGCUGAGCCGGCAAGACGAGGAGCGAAUCGUUCGAUGGCAGUGGACGAAGAACAGAACACGAACGGAAUUCACGCAGGUAAAACAUACGCCUUCCAACUGGCUCUCACGAAUCCCUUGUACGAUCCCAUCACUGUCCGUCUUGGUGUGCAGCGACUGCAUGCGCAUGCUCAAUCCAAUCCACCGCCGUCCUCGGUUUCUCCCGAAAAGACGAGUCGGCGCCCUCCUUAUGCGAUCAAUCUCCCCUCGACGCCCUUCCCAAUUGCUGCGUUUGCAGAGGCUUGGGAGUACGAAGAUGACGAAGAGGACGAUAUGUUUGGGCUCGACGACGACGAUGACUUUGGGCUUGCAGGCCGGAUGUCAGGCCGGGAUCGGGAACGAGACCAGGACCGGAAUAAACCGAAGACUGUGGGCGUGCUGGAGAAGAAGGCGAACAUGACUGUGGUUGGAGGCGAAGUCAUGAUCGGCAAGGAGGCGCGAGGGAACGUCAAGGUGAGCUCGUCGACGAUUGUCUCUGUGACCGCACUGAUAGCGCAUCAGUUCAACAUGCUGGUCACCUACACGUACCGAUCUGACGACGUGACGCCGUCUGAGGCGGAGGGAAUGACGAAGGCGGCAGCGAACAAACCUCCGGAAACUAAAACGUUUGCGUUCUACACCGUCGUUGAUUUAGGUCUUAUUGUGCCGCGGGAGGAACCGCGCGAGGAGUUUUGAAUAGAACAUAUUACGAGUUGCAGCAAAAAUAGAGAAUGGUAAUAAACAACCGCAAAAGACCGUAAAUUUACUGAGAGAGGGUGGUAUUCAAGAAUCCAGCGCCGAGAGUGGAGACGAGGGCAUUGCGCAGCGAGUCGAUGCCCUCGGUGGUGAAGACCGAGGACAUGAGCGGAGCGACGAUGGAGCUCUCGCAGGCGUCAUCGGUGUGGGCCACAGCGACGUCGCGGCGGAAGUGGACGCCGGGCGAGACGGUGACACAGUUGUACUGGGACUGGGCAGCGCGGAGCUGGCAGAUGUCGUCCGACUUGCAGCUGCCGGUGCAGGGCGCGAGGGUGCCAGAGGUGUCUCGCGACUUGCGGGCGACGUACUGCUGGAAGACAGCGUCGUCGGACUCGAAGAGGGCGGUCACGUUGUGCCAGAACGCGGGGGUCAGCUCGCCAGAGGUGACGCCCAGCUGCUGUCCGUAUGUCUCCUUGACCGAGUACAGCUUGGCCCAGGUCGGCGACGUCUGGAACGUUGGCAACGACAUGUCCGCGUAGUAGACCGUCAUGUCGAGGAUGGCGAAGGUCACGGGGUCGACGUCGUACACUCGGAACGUCGGGUUGCCGGAUGUCGGGGUCAGCGCUGGGGCGAUGUAGGACAUCAUCGUGGCGGUGCUGGCCGAGGGCGCCGACCAGUCGCUGUACGCAAUCUGGAACUCAUCUUUGUGCGUGUGACCAUAGAAGACGCCGACGAUCGUGGCGGAGAAGCGCUGGAUGAUGGUGUCAAAGUAGUAUGACUGGUCGUGGAACGCAUCGCCGGCGCCGAGGGGCAUAUGACCGAGGAUCCAGACACGUUCGCCAGCAGUCUCCGCGGCCUGCAGUUCGCCGGCGAGCCACGUGAGAAGGCCUGCAGGGUCAUGCUCCAUCGUCUUCUCGUAAAGCCAGUAGUUCGCCUUGUACCAGAAAUUCGUGUUCACACUGAUGAUCCGCAGCCCCGAUGAAGUCAGCGUCGAGUAGCUGCCAAAGUUGUUCGAGACCUGUGAAGCGGCAGCACUGCCGAUCCACUGCUGGAUGUUGGCCGAAAGGUCGUCGUACGAGAUCUGCGUUUCGGGCGCGUAGUCCGUGCUCACUGCCGGCGGAGGGAACGAGUUGACCGGCGCCGAGUCGUGGUUACCGAUCACCGCAUACGUCUCGCCAAUGCUCGCCAUGCGGGAGUAAGCGUCCUUGAGAUUCGUCGUCACCUCGGUCGUCGAGGACAGCCACACGUCACCUUCGACAACAUCACCAGUGAAGAUGCUGAAUGCCAAGUUCGGCACGAGCUGUUUAAUCGCGGAGUACAUGCUCUCCUCCAGGGAGACCGGAGUGUCACAGGCCGAGUUUCCGAAUGGUCCAGCGGGAGUGUUCGUCACACCGGGGGCUUCAUCCGCUGUGUAGGCGCGGCAGCAGAUGUUCUUCGUGCAGUUGAAGCUGGCGCCGACCGUGUAGUCCAAGUCGACGUGGAUGUCGCUGAUGUGAACGACCUGGAUCGGCUUCUGGGUGCUCGGAGUGGGGCGGCGAGCGUUGGCCGGUUUCGGGGACAUCGACACGGAGAACGAUGUGUCGACCGCAGGCGCCUGGCACAGACCAAACACAGUCAUGCAGAACAGGUCCGCGGUCUUGCUUCCGACCGACAUCACACGCAGGUCGUGCGCAAGAAUGGGUCCCUCGAGCCCGAUCGCGCCAGUGCAGACAUCGGGAUCCUGCACGCCGAGGCUCUUGCAGACGCUCGUGAUCACGUUCGUGAAGUUCGGGUUACCGGUGUGAGCCAGAGCCUGGAGGACAAGGAGCAGUGCCUGACACGAUGAACAGGUCGCGGCGUUCUCGAUAGCGGAAAGGAUAGACGACGCGGUAUCGCGCUUCGCAUAGGCGGCAAGCGAUUGCGCCAGAACAUCGGAGACCGUCAGCGCAUUGGUGACUGCGAAGAAGAAGGGCAGCAGGGCUCCGAGAACGCGAAACAGUCUCAUGAUGAGAGGACGCGAGGGAUUCAGAGAACAGUACCCCCCUUAAAUAAGUCUAAUCUAUAUUUGACAAACAACGAUGUCGAAGAUCGUCGGACAAGCAACCAACGUGGAUCUGCGUCAUGUGUAGUUUUUGAGAUUCUGCAUGGUUCUGCCUUCCAUGGCAGCCCGAAUCAGAAGCUAAUAGCCAAGAUCGGCCACAGCACGUUCGAAGCAUUGCCUCCGAGCGCAACGAUAAUAAAGAAGCGGCCGCAUCACCAAUACGCGUAGCGUUUGAGCCUUGCUGGGGUAACCGUUUACGAAUAUCUAGUCGGCCCAGGCAUUUUGGAUGGGGCCGAGUGUUUUCGCGUUUCAGAGAAGAUGCAUAGACCGCUUGGAAGCACGGAACGUUUCCUGAUGCGUCAUGCGACUAGACAAGCACACUUACCUUGCGAUGGAACCUUGUGCACUCUCAGCCAUGGCUUCUGCCCUGUGUAUAUCGAACCAUUGAAUAAGAACGAGAGUCUGGGAGUGCAUGAUGAACGUUGCAUGAGAAGUGCCUGACAGUGCCUAUUUCUGUUUCCGCGACUAGUGCCGGUUUUGAUGCCGCUUGAUGUCGGAUAUCGCCGAGCGGAAGGGGACAAAUCAAUUGCUGUAACUGAGUCCUGGUUCAAGAGACAGAAAAUGUUUUGAGCACAGCAACG
This is a messenger RNA of Mycena citricolor, 4444 nucleotides long. NCBI's taxonomy places the organism in Eukaryota, Fungi, Basidiomycota, Agaricomycetes, Agaricales, Mycenaceae. The record is from the annotation of a GenBank genome assembly.